UUCAUUUAUCUGCUAUUUAUCUUUGCACAUUUGACGCAGUUUGUCGGAACAGCCACAAAGCAAGUGGUGACAAAGCAACUUUCGGUUGCAGUGCAGUGUUGAAUACUGUGGGUGUGGACAGCUUGGCAGGAAAGGGACACAAAAACCAGACUGUUAGCUGGAGAACUGUUGCAGACAGGACAUUUUUGGUGAGUGCAGUCGCUUUUGUACUAAGUUUGACUUCAACUGAUCCCAGGAGUUUUCCUCUAUACCACAUCAACAAAUAUCAGCUUGAAGAGGAAGGGUAGUUAUGUGUCAGAGUCUGAUCCAGGAUUUUUCUUAAAGAAAUGUAUGCUAAGUGCUUCAGAGGAAUAUUCAUGCCAUUUGAAGGUGAAUUGGAUUCAGCAGGCAUAACAAAAAACUCCAGACAGGCUUCUUUCUGAGUAGAAACCUCUCACUGUAAGGAUGAUGUUUUGAGUUUGUUUCCACCAUGCCUGCUGAAGAUGUUGGUCCAGGUCGGGGUGAAAGGAGAAGGUUGCCCUGGCUGUUUCUAGUGCUGGUGAUUGCUGCCAUCACCUCCUCUUCCCUGUCUGUGAUCUCCCUGUACCAUGUGCUGGCCCUGCAGGCUGAGGUGGAGGGUUUGAGAGCUGAGGUGGUCCGCAAGAGAGAGGAGCAAAGCGGGACACUAGAAGAACCCGUAGAGGGGGCAGAAAAACAAACCGAUCAGCAGGAAGAAGAAGAGAGCAAAGAGAGAAUUGAGUAUCUGCAGCAGACUGAGAUGGGUGAUACCGUAACAGACCAUACUGUCCUGUCAAAAAGGAGCCUGGGUCAUACGUCAAACAAAGCAGAAUCCCAGCCCUGUUUACAAAUGAUGGCAAACAACAGGAGAAAAACCUUCCAGAAGGAGUUUGCUUUGGAAAUAUGCACAGCCAUCCCAUGGCAAGUCGGACUGAAGCGUGGCACAGCUCUGGAGGAAGAGCAGGGCACCAUUUUAGUCAAAGAGGAAGGAUUCUUCUUUAUCUAUAGUCAGCUCUCCUUUUCCCAGGUUUACUACACAGACUCUACGUUCGCUAUGGGCCACAUCGUGAUUCGUAUAAAGAAGAACGUCGUCGGAGACGAGAGUCAGCACGUUGUUCUGUUCCGCUGUAUUCAGAGCAUGAAUCGAGUGAAUCACUUCAACACCUGCUACACUGGAGGCGUAGUGAAGUUGGACUCUGGGGACAGACUGGAGCUUCUGAUACCUCGAACCCAUGCAAAUAUCUCUCUGGAUGGGGAUUCCACCUUCUUAGGAGCAAUAAAACUGGCCUGACAAUGGAGAAAGACUUUGGAUCAGACACUGUAUGAGAUUAGAUAUGCUGUUAUACUUAUUCAUAAGGAUAAUUAUUGACAUUCCCUGGACUUCAUGAAUACAAGAGCUGCUUUAUGCAGUGCAGUAUUCUUAAAAAUGUCUUCAUUGAAUUACUUUGUAUCAAGUUACUUUGGUUCACACUUCAGUGGCAUUUCAUCAGACAUGCACAAAAUUGACAUUAUUCACUAUAUUGAAGUUCCUCUAUGUCAUGAUUAUAAUGUCAGGAUUCAUCAUAAUGUUUUAUCAAAAUAUAGUUACAUGUAUGCUUUAGAAAUGUCUUCCCUCUUUGAAGGCCUCUUUGUUUUUCACAUCCCUAACCACCUGACUCGUUCAGGUGUGUAACAACCAUCUUUCACAAUCCAGUCAGUUCCUGAUGGAUAAAAUCAUGUCCCGCUCAGCAUUUUUAUUGAAAAAAUUUUAAAUAAACACUUUAUUCAUAACACAUUUUACUCUAAGAUGUGUUAUAAACACCAUUUCUUGUUGGGUUGUGAACAUGCACCCACACACACUUGUAUUUAAUGUUUUAUUAUUCAGAACAUCUGUUGCAGAAUAACACCUCAGCAUGUGCUUUGGGUUUAACAAAGUACUUUGACCUUUAUAACAUGAUGGUGCGCUUUCAUACAUCAGUAUGUUUAAAGUUUGCACUGAUCAUGUAGCCUCCAUGAUUCUACCAGCAGAUGGAGACCGUCCGUAUCACACUGGAAGAGCAUUGGAAAGUACUUGCUUUGUGUUGAGUGCUUCACAUAGCUUUCAUAAAGACAGUUCUUUCUGUUUAUUGACAGAGGUUGUAUAUGCUUCUGGUGUGUGAUUUUGUCAGCCACAUCUCCUAUAGAAACAAUCAUCAUAGUGUCACAGGCCAGGAAUUCUGCAUGUACUGUAAACACAAUGUCUCUUAACAAUAAAUCAUCAGCUCCGCUGCUUUGCCUUACUUCACACGUGACAUGUUCAAGGAGAGUGGUCUUGGAUCUUGGCGGUUACAUGUCCUGCCAUUAGAGGGCACUUGUUUCUGGGACAGAUUUUUAUGGGAUGCAUUGUUUCAUGAGCACUAGGGUAAAUAAAUAAAUAAUGAAAGAAUCCUGUGUACAUCAUGCAAACAGUGUUUUGACUUAUCAUGUACCGAUUUAACAGAGACCAACUAAAAACUGAACUAAAUAAAAAGCUGAAUUUGGCUUAUCAUAUUCCCAUUUACCAGAGAAAAACGAAUUUUACUUUAAAAAAAAAAAAAAAAGCUGAUUUUGGCUUAUGUACCCUUUUGCCAGAGAACAACUAAAAAUUUAACUAAAAAAAGCUGAAUUUACUUGAUCAGAAACCAAAAAAAUAAAAAUUCAAAAUGUUAUAGAAAGCCUUUAAUAUAGGAAAAGUAGUUAUGUCUAGAUAGACAGACAGACAGAUAGAUAGAUAGAUAGAUAGAUAGACAGACAGACAG
This is a messenger RNA of Sinocyclocheilus anshuiensis, 2753 nucleotides long. RefSeq names its product TNF superfamily member 13b (gene tnfsf13b). NCBI's taxonomy places the organism in Eukaryota, Metazoa, Chordata, Actinopteri, Cypriniformes, Cyprinidae. Gene Ontology annotation, molecular function: receptor ligand activity; tumor necrosis factor receptor binding. The transcript has 7 exons. Bases 470 to 1288 code for a protein of 272 amino acids. Gene Ontology annotation, cellular component: membrane. The record is from RefSeq and is a predicted model, not a curated record. Gene Ontology annotation, biological process: positive regulation of B cell proliferation; immune response.